This is a messenger RNA of Scomber scombrus (Atlantic mackerel), 1221 nucleotides long. RefSeq names its product tachykinin receptor 1b (gene tacr1b). Gene Ontology annotation, cellular component: sperm midpiece; plasma membrane. Gene Ontology annotation, biological process: positive regulation of flagellated sperm motility; G protein-coupled receptor signaling pathway. The record is from RefSeq and is a predicted model, not a curated record. Gene Ontology annotation, molecular function: substance P receptor activity. NCBI's taxonomy places the organism in Eukaryota, Metazoa, Chordata, Actinopteri, Scombriformes, Scombridae.
AUGGACUCUCUCUACAACGCCACCGAUUUUAACGCCACAAACGGGACAAACGUCUCCGCCAACUCCAGCGACGACUUUAACCAGUUCAUCCAGCCGGUGUGGCAGAUCACACUGUGGGCUGUGGCUUAUUGCAGCAUCGUUGCGGUGUCUGUGGUAGGUAACAUGAUUGUUAUCUGGAUUAUUCUGGCGCAUAAACGCAUGAGGACCGUCACCAACUACUUUCUAGUGAAUCUGGCCUUCGCUGAAGCCGCCAUGUCAGCAUUCAACACAGUGAUCAACUUUGCCUACGCCGUUCACAACGAGUGGUACUUUGGUUUGGUGUACUGCCGCUUCCACAACUUCUUCCCCAUCGCCGCCAUAUUCGCCAGCAUAUACUCCAUGGCGGCCAUAGCGCUCGACAGAUACAUGGCUAUCAUCCAUCCCCUGCAGCAGAGGCUGUCCUCUACAGAGACCCGUGUAGUGAUUGGCGUGAUCUGGAUGCUGGCUCUGCUUUUAACCUUCCCUCAGUACUACUACUCGUCUACCACCGUGCUGCCUGGACGCACCGUCUGCUACAUAGACUGGCCUGAAUACACCACUGUGGACUUCAAGAAGAUAUACUAUGUGUGUGUGACACUACUGAUCUACUUCUUGCCCCUUGGUGUCAUGGGAUGGGCGUACACGGCCGUGGGCAUCACCCUCUGGGCCAGCCAAAUUCCCGGAGACUCGUCUGAACACUACAAAGAGCAGCUUAUUGCCAAACGCAAGGUGGUGAAGAUGAUGAUCGUGGUGGUGUGUACGUUUGCUUUGUGCUGGCUGCCCUAUCAUAUCUACUUCUUACUGCACCAGUUCUUCCCCGAAUUGUUCGAGCAGCGCUACAUCCAACAGGUGUACCUCACUAUCAUGUGGAUGGCAAUGAGCUCCACCAUGUACAACCCAAUCAUCUACUACUGCCUCAACAUCAGGUUCAGAGCAGGUUUCCAGCAGGUGUUUUGCUGCUGCGCUCCCACCGCCGCCAAAGAGGAGCUCGAGCUCAAAUCACCCCGCUACCUGCAAACACAGGUGAGCUUAUAUCGAGCCAGUCGGAUGGAGACCGUCGUUUCCACCGCCGUCCACCCAGCGGAGAAAAAAAGUGCCGAGCUGCCGUCCUGCGACUCUCACGGCCGGCCUCACGCAGAAGUCAUGUCCAACGGCUCGGGCUCAGAGACAUUCACGAGGGGUCCGAGCAACCCUUCACAUUAG